Molecule: messenger RNA, 1801 nt
Organism: Volvox carteri f. nagariensis
Lineage: Eukaryota; Viridiplantae; Chlorophyta; Chlorophyceae; Chlamydomonadales; Volvocaceae
Product: low molecular mass early light-induced protein
Exons: 6
Coding region: 68-820 (250 amino acids)
Source: RefSeq, a predicted model, not a curated record
CAAUUCUCGUCCACGGCUUAGCCAUUUCUUCUUCUUCUCGACGUAGGACCAUUUUGAUUAGGUCAAAAUGCAGUCGGCCUUGCUGAACCGGGCGAGCGGUGCCGCCUUCAAGGCGACACGCCCUAACGCCUGCAGCCGGUCAGUCGUGGUUGUCCGCGCGACUGCGGAGGCCGUCGUGGAGAAGAAGGAGCGCAAGCUGAGCCCUCUGGAGCGUGGUGGAACCCUCUCCGGUGACCAGGCUGCUGGAAAGGAUGCUGGAGAUAAGGCGCGCGCCAUGGCAACUGGCGCCGCUAGCGCGGUGACGAUCCUCCAAAUUGUGGACGGGCACUUCCGCGACGACCGCUGGGUUGGUGGUCGCUGGGACCUGAACCAAUUCAAGGAUUCCACGGGCGAAGUGGACUGGGAUAAGGUGAUUGACGCUGAGGUUGCUCGCCGCAAGCUGCUGGAGGACAACCCCAUCCCCUCGAUCAACGAGGAUCCAGUCAACUUUGACACCAGCGAGAUCCCCUGGUGGGCCUGGGUCCGUCGCUUCCACCUCCCAGAGGCUGAGAAGCUCAACGGCCGUGCCGCCAUGAUGGGCUACGUCCUGGCUCUCUUUGUGGACUCCCUGACCGGCGCGGGUCUGCUGGAGCAGCAGGAGUCCUUCCUGGGCAAGCUGGCGCUCCACAUUUGCGUGUUCGCCAUCCUGCUGGUCCGCUCGUCCGCUGACCUGGACAAGUACAAGGGCCUUCUCGACGAGGCCACCUUCUACGACAAGCAGUGGAACGCUACCUGGGAUGGCGUCAAGCGGCCGUCGGAGGCCUCCUCGGAGAGCCAAUGAAGAGGACAUAUCCCCUCCAGUUCUUCUAGUUCUGCUUAAGACGAAAACGGCGGGCGUCUUUUGCUGGCGCGAUGGCUUGGGGCGUUCUAACUUCGAAGCCGAUGUCGCUGAUUGGAGGCGAUGUGCGACUAGGAAGAGGGCGGAGGAGCACAACUUGCGUGCUGUUGCGGUUGUUGUCAGUCGGCCUUGGCGUCCGGUGUGCACAUGUGGGUUCUAUGAGGCUUCGCUGGCAGGUCGUGGUGGGAUGGCGGUGGUGAUGGCCAUGGUGCCUUCCUCGUGUCUGGGUAAGCUCGAGGACGUGUACUUCCGCGUGCUUUUCUGUGAGUACGGAGGAGCUACUUUGUUUUCAGGGUUUGUUUUUCACGGCAAAGGUGUGGUGAUGGUGUGGCGCAUGCGUGUCUGUGCGGUGAUGCGGAGUAGGUUGCGCGUGUGCGGCGUCAGCAUUCGUCACCUGAGAGCAGUGUGCGUGUGUGACCUUCGUGAACUUUGUGGAUGUGACUUCCGUCAUUGACAGAGGAAGUUCACGUACAUAUGUAUUUUGUGAGCGCUGAGGGAUGUUUUUUGAGGGACGCAAAUGGGGCAUAACGUUAGGGUGUGUAUGUUCGGCACAUCCUCGGGGUGGAGCGAUGUUUCUGGACAGGACGACAACAGACAACCUGCCCUACUGUUCGUAAUGUGUAUGGCAAAGUGCGGUGGCAUGGCCGGCGCGAUUUUGAUGAUUGCGGCGCCCUGCCAUGCGGGCCGCAGAAGACUUGUGUGUUUAUCGAAGUGGGGCUGCACAUGAACACUUCUCUCGAUGCAUCUCUGUUGUCCUGUGAUGACACGUACGGCCCUUCUGACACGCCGCACUUGGGAGAUGGACCCGUGUGUCUUUUGACUUGGGGCAAGAUUUGCACGCCGAUGCCAAAGCAAAGUCUGGCAAUGGCGGGUGAGAUGCAUUUCUGUACGGCGCAGAUUUUUUGUAAAAGAUUGGCACGCGCG